Brassicogethes aeneus is the source of this 390-nucleotide messenger RNA. The record is from the annotation of a GenBank genome assembly. NCBI's taxonomy places the organism in Eukaryota, Metazoa, Arthropoda, Insecta, Coleoptera, Nitidulidae.
AUGGCAACAAAAUCUGUAGCAACUGCGACUGUAAGGGCCGUUCAAAGAAAAUUACUUCCCACAAGGGCAGCCCUAGUUUUGACUCCAUCAGCUGUUAGUAGGAUAAAAACGAUAUUAAAAGAUAAAAAUGAAUAUAUAGGUCUGAAAAUUGGUGUACGACAAAGAGGUUGUAAUGGUUUGUCAUACACAUUGGAUUAUGCACUAAAAAAAGAAAAAUUGGAUGAAGAGGUAGUUCAAGAUGGAGUUAAGGUAUUUAUUGACAAAAAAGCCCAACUUACCCUAUUAGGCACAGAAAUGGAUUACGUAGAGAACCAACUUAGCUCAGAAUUUGUGUUUAACAAUCCAAAUAUUAAAGGAACAUGUGGAUGUGGAGAAUCUUUUAGUGUAUAG